AUGGUUUCUCUGUAUAAAGCACAUCGGUGUCAGGAAUCAAGAGUUGAUGCGUUGACCAGAUAUGGAGAGGCUUUGACAGCGACCAGAAGUGCUAUUCUUGAUCCGAAGGAGAAGAUCAUGAUGAAGAUGCAGGUUGUUUCAAUCAUGUUUGUUUGCCAUUACUGGGUAGACCGUAAAUCAAUCGAACAGCAUCGAGAGGUCAUAUCAGUGUUAUUUCGCGAAGCUGUUAUGAAAAAACAGCUCGAUGACUUGGGCGACUACAUGGUUAUGGCGAGCUUCUUGAACCCUCAGUUUGAGCUAGGUCCCUGGUUCUGGGAAGCGUGCCAUAAGAUCGGCACUCCACGACCAGUCAAAUACCACCAGGGAAGCUUCCUGAGCCUAGAAUCUGGAACCAUGGGAGAACUAUCUAUCCUGAUGCGCUCGCCGAAGAAGAACCUUCGUCAACUAAGAUCCAUUUACGACGUCAUGCAGUUCGAGAUACCCAAGGUCCGACAACUCCUCGCCCUAGCAACCAUAUCAACAGCGGCACCCAACGCACCAGCCAUGACAAUACGAGUCUGUAGUUCGUACAGAGUAGCAUAUGGAAUCCUACUCGCCAUGACUGCCGUGAUUGGAUAUACUCUGCGAAUCUGGGAUACAGACUUGACGCUAGUGGGGAAUUCACAUGACUGCGUUGAUGAGUGUAUUGCUUUAGUAGAGCAGUGUGAAAGUGCUCGACCGUACGGUGCCAACUUUGUGCCGGACUUUCUUACAAUGGUAUGGGCAGCAACUGCGGAUGGUUAUAGAAACGAUGAGAUGGCGGAGUACUUGGUUGAUUAUGAAAAGGAUUCUAUCGGGGCGGAUUUUAUGGGGCAGGCUAUGUCAAUAAGAGAAAGACUGUUUGCGAUGGAGGCAAGGGAGACAGCGGAGGAGGCAGAAGUCAUUCUGAACCCGGGGCUGGAGGCUCUGGUGAAGAGGCCGGUGGUCAGCGUACAGGAGAUUCAGCCAGCUGUCAGUGAGUGUGUUUUACUGUAA
Fusarium musae is the source of this 1014-nucleotide messenger RNA. RefSeq lists its product as uncharacterized. The transcript has 3 exons. The record is from RefSeq and is a predicted model, not a curated record. Lineage: Eukaryota; Fungi; Ascomycota; Sordariomycetes; Hypocreales; Nectriaceae. Bases 1 to 1014 code for a protein of 337 amino acids.